Messenger RNA from Bubalus bubalis (water buffalo), 3251 nucleotides. It is a transcript of the gene CIB4, whose product is annotated as calcium and integrin binding family member 4. The transcript is spliced from 7 exons. NCBI's taxonomy places the organism in Eukaryota, Metazoa, Chordata, Mammalia, Artiodactyla, Bovidae. Gene Ontology annotation, molecular function: calcium ion binding. The record is from RefSeq and is a predicted model, not a curated record. The coding region runs from base 2532 to 3089 and encodes 185 amino acids.
CACUGGAGGGUUGCCAUUCCCUUCUCCAAGGGAUCUUCCGAACCCAGGGAUUGAACCCAGGUCUCCUGCAUUGCAGGCAGAUUCUUUACUGUCUGAGUCACUAGUGAAGCUUGCAUCUUUUUCAAAGUGGAGGAAACAGUAUAAAUAAACGUAAGGAAAGCCAAACAGUGUCAUUAAAUUCUAGCUGGAUGUCGUUGCUUUCUGGGUAUGGAAAACUCCCCAGACUUAGCCUGGUUCCCUCUCCUUGUAGCUCAGGUCUCCACUCAGAUGGCCCCUCCUCAGGAAACCUCUCCUGCCCACCCUUCAUUCUUGCUUUAUUUCUCUCAUAGCCCUAUCACAAUCAAAGGGAUUGUUAGUUUCCCUAUGGGCCUCUGGUUCCACCAAGGUAGGGCCUUGUCUUCCUGGGUUAAUCAUUCUGUUUCAUUGCCUGGCUCAACAAAGAGUUGAGUAAGUAAGCCACACCAUGCAGCUUGUGGGAUCUUAGUUUCCCAAUCAGGGAUGGAACCUGUACCCCCUGCAGUGAAAGUGCAGAGUCCUAACCACUGGACCACCAGGGAAUUCCCUCCAGUGUGUUUUUGCUGUGCUUGUAGUGUGUACCAACCAGGUGUUAAGGGCAUGUGCCAGUGCCUGCUGCCACUUGCACCUCCUAGGACAGGAGGGCUGAGAGAGACUUGAGAAGGAAGCAGCCUUCUGAGGCGCAGCCCGGCAGCUCCCCUGGCUCCCAGGCAGCACUGGGGAGACCCCCAGGCCUGCAACCUCAAUCCAGGCUUCAGAUCCUCCUUUGGCCCCUGGCCAGCCAAGUGACCCUACAGCAUCACAGAACCUCACCAACUUUCAUCUUCCCCAGGGCCUCUGUGAGGACGACAAGGGACAGUCACUAUGGACACAGACUAAUGAAAAAAGCUGCUCAAUAAAUGAGAACAGAAGCUCAGAAGGUUUACCAGAAGAUGAGAUGUAAUUACUGACUGUGUCUGCUCACGUCCUACCCUUUCUUUCAGGCCCAACUUUAAAAAGUAAUAAUAUUGUUUCCCCUUUAAUAAGAAUUUAUUGUGCCAGGCACCUUUCUAAAUUAGAGGUUUGUAUAUCUAUCAUUUAAUUUUAGCCUUGCAAUAAUACUGUAAAGUAGAGAUUUAGUAUUCCCAUUUUACAGAGGAGGGAACUGAGGCUCAGAGUAGCUUUAUGACUUGCCCAAGGGGAUGCAGCAAGAAGUGAUGCAACCUGCCCACAUUCUUAACUAUGACAUUGUAACAACCACCUAAAUGCCACCACCUACAUGAAGAUUUCCUGCCUAGGGUUCUCCUCUUCUAAAUACUCGUAAUUCAUAUUACCUCUCUGAUCACAUCUACCCAAUCUCCCAUGGUGUGUGUGUGUGUCUGUGUAUGUGGCAAAUAUUCAUUUCUUGAAGGCUGAGACCACAUUCACCCGUCUCUUCCAGAGUCAAGCUGAGCACCUGGCAUCCUGUAGGUACUUCACUUGUGUCUGUCUAGUAAAUAAGGAUUGAAGGCUCCUGGGUUUCUUCUGCCAGUAUCCAUCUCCAUGGAGGGCAGAUGAUGAAGAAUGAGCAGCCACAUUUCCAGAGAUAUAAACUAGCUCUAUGAGAAAGUUUCUGAGCUGUUUACCUGGGAAAGUGUGUGGAAUGAGGUGGGUACAAGGACCAGGAAGCUAACACUGGCACUGAGAUCAGGAGGAGAUGGCUUCGGAAAGAUACUCCUGGAUAGCAAUACUGAGGUCUGUGCUAGACUUCAUCUUUCUAGAUUCACUUUCCACUCUGCUCUCCACCCCCAUGGGAGAUUGGAAGAAGUGGAGGGGAUGGUGUAGGGGUACUGAUUCCAUGUGUGUUGGGCCAGGACUGGUAGCGGCUCUGUGGUUACUAGCCUGGAUUCUGUGCUAUCCUGAGUGGUUUCCAUACACCCUGACCUUGUCUUUGGAGAGUCCCUUUAAUAGACACUCUUUGUAUCAUCCUGAUUUGAUUGUGUCCUUGGCUUCUGCAGGGAGAGGAUGGAUGGGGUGGAAUGCCCUUUACCGUGCUCUUUGGGCCACUUCUUGAUGUCAGAGUAUAUGCUUACUCAUCUCUGUGUUCCUGCACCUGGCAUAGUCCUUGGGCCGUGGUUCUAACAGCUAACACUUAUUGAAAGCUUAUUAUGUACAAGGCAUUGUUAUCUGUAUUGACUCAAAUAAUCCUCAUCACAAUCCCAUGACCAUCAUCCUCAGUUUACAGAUGAAGAAACUGAGACACAGAGAGGCUGAGUGGCUUGUCCAGGGACACAUGUCUUGUCAGCCUUUGGCAGAUCUGGAAGGUUGGCUCAUGACUCUUGAACCUGCUACUGGGCUGCCUUUCUGUUUGCUGUUUUGGGGAUGAUGUCCAUUAGCCUCUGGAACCAAAAGAAUCUAUUUCUUUGCCCACUCAGGGACUCAGGUAGAAUGGGCAGAAGGUGGAAUGCAGGUUACCAUGGCAACCAAUUACUUGGUGCACAACUGGUGAGCUCUUGGGGCUGAGGUUCUGCUGCUGGCAGGAGAAGGGUGGGGUUGGCAUGGGGCAAUGUCUGAGGUACCAGAUGCACUGGGAGGAUUUGGAAGAAUACCAGGCCUUGACCUUCUUGACCAGGCAUGAAAUCCUGUGCAUCCACGACUCUUUCUUGAAGCUCUGUCCCCCCGGGAAGUACUACAAGGAGGCCACGCUCACCGUGGACCAAGUGAGCUCCCUGCCAGCCCUGAGGGUCAACCCUUUCAGAGACCGAAUCUGCAAGGUGUUCUCCCACAACAAUGUGUUCUCCUUUGAGGAUGUGCUGGGCAUGGCGUCUGUGUUCAGCGAGCAGGCCUGCCCCAGCCUGAAGAUAGAGUACGCCUUCCGCAUCUAUGAUUUUAAUGAGAAUGGCUUCAUUGAUGAGGAGGACUUGCAGAGGAUCAUCCUCCGGCUGCUCAACAGUGACGACAUGUCAGAAGACCUGCUGACCGACCUCACCAGCCAUGUCCUGAAUGAGUCCGAUCUGGAUAACGACAAUAUGCUGUCUUUCUCAGAGUUUGAACACGCGAUGGCCAAAUCUCCAGAUUUCAUGAACUCCUUUCGGAUUCAUUUCUGGGGAUGUUGACGUGAACACCAAUACCUGCUCUGGUGGCCUUGAAGGGGACCCCUGGAACUUGGAAUUCAACCCUCUGCAGGCACUAAAGGAAAUCUGACUAGAAGAAUGACUUUGUCCCCAUCCCUCCCUCACUUCUAGAAUUUUGUUUAUUCAAUAAAGCAAAAUUAAAGC